This is a messenger RNA of Menidia menidia (Atlantic silverside), 921 nucleotides long. Lineage: Eukaryota; Metazoa; Chordata; Actinopteri; Atheriniformes; Atherinopsidae. The record is from the annotation of a GenBank genome assembly.
AUGGACAUCCUAAUAAAGAGUCGAGUGUCUGCGGAAGGCGACGGGCACCUAAUGAUAGAGGAGCAGAAGUCAGUCCACGCAGCAGGGCUCAGAACCAGCUACCAGCUGUCCAACAGACUAGUCAAAGCCAUCCAUCACCUCUCGUCUUCUCAGCGAGCCGCGAUCGGGCAGCUGGUGUUCAAGGGGAUGAAGCGCCUGAACCGGAUCCAGUCCAUAGUCUUCGAGACGGCCUACAACACCAACGAAAACCUUCUCAUCUGUGCCCCCACCGGAGCCGGCAAGACCAACAUCGCCAUGCUGACCGUCCUCCACGAGAUCCGCCAGCACCUGCAGCCCGGAGGCGUCAUCAAGAAGGAGGAGUUCAAGAUAGUUUAUGUGGCUCCGAUGAAGGCCCUGGCAGCCGAGAUGACUAAUUACUUCAGUAAGAGGCUGGAGCCAUUAGGCAUCACCGUUAAAGAACUCACUGGAGACAUGCAGCUAACCAAAGGAGAGAUCCUCCGAACACAGAUGCUGGUGACCACUCCGGAAAAGUGGGACGUUGUGACCAGGAAGAGCGUGGGAGACGUAGCUCUUUCCCAGAUCGUACGUCUGCUGAUCUUAGAUGAGGUCCACCUCCUGCAUGAAGACCGGGGACCCGUGCUGGAGAGUCUGGUGGCCAGGACCAUCAGACAGGUUGAGUCCACCCAGAGUAUGAUCAGGAUCCUGGGACUGUCGGCCACCCUGCCCAACUAUCUGGACGUGGCCUCCUUCCUUCAUGUCAACCCCUAUAUCGGCCUGUUUUUCUUCGACAGCCGCUUCAGGCCAGUACCUCUGGGCCAAACGUUUGUGGGAGUCAAAACCACCAACAAGAUUCAGCAGAUCCAUGACAUGGAGGAGGUUUGUUACGACAAAGUUCUGGAGCAGGUUAAAGCAGGCCAUCAG